This is a messenger RNA of Corythoichthys intestinalis (scribbled pipefish), 3449 nucleotides long. RefSeq names its product potassium channel tetramerisation domain containing 12.1 (gene kctd12.1). Gene Ontology annotation, molecular function: protein binding. The transcript has a single exon. NCBI's taxonomy places the organism in Eukaryota, Metazoa, Chordata, Actinopteri, Syngnathiformes, Syngnathidae. Gene Ontology annotation, cellular component: postsynaptic membrane; presynaptic membrane; signaling receptor complex. The record is from RefSeq and is a predicted model, not a curated record. The coding region runs from base 54 to 890 and encodes 278 amino acids. Gene Ontology annotation, biological process: regulation of G protein-coupled receptor signaling pathway; protein homooligomerization.
UGAGGCUCAGUCGGUCCACGGGAGGAGCGGACACCCAUACGUUGACCGACACGAUGGCUCUGGCGGAGGCGUCCAAACCGCGCGACGACUCGCACUUCCCGGACAUCGUGGAGCUGAACGUCGGGGGCCAAGUGUACGUCACCCGGCUGCAAACUCUGGUGGCGGUGCCGGACUCGCUCCUGUGGCACAUGUUCAGCCGCCGGACCCCCAAAGAGCUGGCCAGGGACACCAAAGGCCGCUUCUUCCUGGACCGAGACGGCUUCUUGUUCCGCUACGUCCUCGACUACCUCCGCGACCUGACCCUGGUCUUGCCGGACUACUUCCCGGAGAGGAGCCGACUGCGGAGGGAGGCGGACUUCUUCCAGCUUCGCGAGCUGGCCAAGCGCCUCAGUCCGCAGGUGAGCAAGGACAACUCCAUCAGCGAGGAGAUCAGCCAAAGCGACACGGAGGACGGCUCGCUCCAAGGCGCGGAGGCGGCGUUAUUACGCGCCGGCUCGGCCGCGCGCUCCCCGUCUUCCGACUCUAGGAAGUCGGGCUACAUCACCGUAGGCUACCGGGGCUCGUACACCAUCGGGCGGGACAUCCAGACCGACGCCAAAUUCCGCAGGGUGGCGCGCAUCACCGUCUGCGGGAAGACCUCGCUGGCCAAGGAGGUCUUCGGAGACACGCUGAACGAGAGCCGAGACCCGGACCGUCCACCGGAGCGGUACACGUCGCGUUACUACCUCAAGUAUAAUUUCCUGGAGCAGGCCUUUGACAAGCUCACCGAGGUGGGCUUCCACAUGGUGGCCUGCAGCUCCACGGGCACGUGCGCCUACACCAGUAACGACCCCGGAGAGGACAAAAUAUGGACAAGUUAUACCGAAUAUGUCUUCUGUCGAGAACAGUAGCCGCCACACUUCGUUCUACGGCAUCCUUGGAAUAAUAACUACCAUUGAAAACUCUUAUAUUAGAAUGCACACGUGGAAAAACUCACAAAACCGUAAAAAUGCAUGUUUAUAGAUCAGGGGUGUCCAAACUAUUGCCUGUAUCAAAUUAUAUUCACUCAAUAUGGCAUGCACAAGAAGCUUCAGUUCAGCCUACUUUCUCUUGCACUUCCCAGCUUUAACGCUUGAUGGAGCUAGUCACUUAACCCCUUCUGACCUGCAUUUUUUUUUUCAGAACAAAGUGCAUUUUUUUGGUCAUAGAUAUUUCAUGUUUUUAUGGUUUAUUUCUAGUGUUAAUGUUACAUUGUUUUUUUAUGAGAAAUGAGCACUUACGUUUGCCUUUUUGAAGUUUUCGAAGUUUUUCAAAGAGCCAAAAAUAGCAACGAGUACGUACUAAACCUCGUGAUUUGAUUUCGAUGCGUAAAGUUUCGUCCAAUAAUCUCCCAAAAGUGGCAAAAACAACUAUUUCAGUGUAUUUAUUGAUUUAGAGACGCAAACGUGUCAUGUCCUUCAGCAGCAUCCUCAGUUCUGAAGGGGUUAAACAAUGCCUUUCCAUUAUUUCCAAUCAAUCCAAUGUGAUAAAUUUAGUGAUUUUCUUCACCUGGUUUGAGUUACUGGACAUUUUCUCUUUGCUUUUCUUUCAGUAAUGUGAAUAUAAAUAUUGCAAUAUCAUUAUAAGAGUUGCCCAAUAAUGACUUUUUAACCAAUAUUCAACCAAUAUAUUGUCCAACUCCGAAACUCCGAUACUGAUAUCUAGGGCUGCAGCGAUCGAUUAUUUUAGUAGUCGAUUAAUCUAACGACUACUUACUUCGAAUAAUCGAGUCAUCGAUUAGGAACAUUUAAUGUGUUGCAAGAUAAUUUUCAGGAGAUGUAAAACAAAGGCUAACUAAGAUUGCACUUUCAAAAGAGCAUUACAUGCGAUUACAAAAUAAAAUUCCAGAGUGUUUCUUCAAACUAUGCAGGAUUGCACUUUCAUUUAAAAAUAAAUUAAAAUACCUGACUUUAGCCUCAAACUGCAUAAAAAUAAAUGAAUGAGGAUCUAAGUACAACAAAAGAACAAUUGGCUAACUUGCAAAGCAAAAGCCCGCAAGCUUCAAUGCCAUAAAAUGCGAACAUUUUUUUUUUUAUGCACAACAUAUUCCCACAAAAAACAUGAUAAAUAUACAAUAAAUGUAUACACGUAUAAUAAACGUAAACAAUGUAUAAAAAAACAUAUUAGUUUAAAAAAAAGAAAAGAAAAAAACUUAUGUUUGAUCUUAACAGAGAGCAGCUGGAUUUAGUUAUAUGAGUUAUGUCAUAUUCACUGUUGCCACUAGAGGGCAGUGUAUCCACCAAAAUCAAUAAAACCAAAUUCAAACACUUUCUAAGUACAAGAGAACAGUUGGCUAAGUUGCACAGCAAAAGUCCGCUAGCUUAAAUGCUAUAGAAUGCUAAAUUUGUUUACAACGCACUUAACAAAUCUUUCAAACACACAUAUUCCCACAAAAAACGGCUAAAUAUAACUUUUAACUAAAUUACGAAUGUAUAAAAAAACAUUAGCUCAAACAAAAACUUACCUUAUGUUGGUCAUAACAGGGAGCAGAUGAACUCUGCCACGUAAAAUUAGUUAUGGGAGUAUGUCUUACUCCCAUGUGAUACAUUGACACUUCAGACCAAUCGGACACUCAGAUUUCCAUUCUCAGUGUCAAUCAUAUGAACUGGACAGGUAAAAAAAAUAAAAAAUGAGUUAUGUCGUUUUCACUGUUGCCACUAGAGGGCACUGUAUCCACUCUAAUCAAUAAAACUAAAUGCAAACAUUUUCAAAACCAUUACAACACUAAACGAAUACUCGAAGCAGCAAAAUUUCUUUCAGCAAAGUUUCUUUCUAAUCGAAUCACUCAAGUUAAUCAUAUAAUCAUUGCAGCACUAUCGAUAUCAAACUAAUCCAAGUUUCUUUCUAAUCGAAUCACUCAAGUUAAUCAUAUAAUCAUUGCAGCACUAUCGAUAUCAAACUAAUCCAAUUUGACUGGGAGGGUUGGCAGCGAUAGUCCAUUGUCUAUUUUUCGUAUAUUAUAUAUUGUAGGGCUGCAGCUCGCGAUUAUUUUAGUAGUCGAUUAAUCGAUGAACUAGUUAGUUUGAAUAAUCGAGUAAUCGGAUAAGGAACAUAAAAAAUUAAAAUACCUGAGCUGAGCCUCAAACAGUAUAAAAAAAACAAAUGAGGAUCUAAGUACAAUAUAAGAAUCGGCUAACUUAGCAUACAUAACAUAGCAAACAUCUGCUAGCUUAAAUGCUAUAAAAUGUUUUUUUUUUAUUUUUUUUAAUUUUUUUACAAUGCUCUUAACAGAUGAUUCAAACACAUGUUACCACAAAAAACAAAAAUAACAGCUAAAUAUACCUUUAAACUUAAUUACGAAUGCUUUAAACAGAAAAAGAAGAAUUGGCUAACUUACAUAGCAUAAGUCUGCUAGCUUAAAUGCUAUGAAAUGCUUUUUUUUUUUUUUUUUUUUUACAAUGCUCUUAACAGAUGAUUCAAACACGUUACCA